Molecule: messenger RNA, 1266 nt
Organism: Lolium perenne
Lineage: Eukaryota; Viridiplantae; Streptophyta; Magnoliopsida; Poales; Poaceae
Product: aspartic proteinase nepenthesin-1-like
Cellular component (GO): extracellular region
Source: RefSeq, a predicted model, not a curated record
AUGGUGACGGCGGCCGUGUCUGAGGAAGCACCCCCCGGCGGCUACCAGUUCGAGCUCAUCCACGUUGACGCCCAUGGCAACUUUACCAGAGAGGAGCUCAUCCACCGUGCCCUGAGCAGAGCCCACCUGAGAGCGGCGAUGCUAUCGGGAGCCAAAGACAAGGACGUCGACGCCAACUCUGCUGCCGUUUCCGGGUCAUUCUCAGUCCCGGUCCAGUAUAGCCCCAAGACGUACAUGAUGGAGCUCAAGCUGGGCAGCACGGUGCCGGAGACGACGAUGCUGGCCGUGGCCGACACCGGCAGCGAUCUCAUCUGGACGAACCAGCUGAAGGAGUGCAUUGGCAACCCCUCCUUCACCCCCACCAACAUGUCCUGUGCCGAGGCCUGUAGCGCUGUGAAGAAGCAGUGCACCACCUGCAUGUUCGACAAGACGUACGGCGGCGGCACUAUAACAGUGCUCACAGGCACGGAGACGGUGGCCAUGACCACCGGCGCCGGUACCACUAAGAAGAAGGAGGUCGCCUUGGCGUGCGCCAUCGACUGGACCAAGAAGAUGCUGCCGGUGGCCGCGCACGGGAUCGUAGGGCUCAGCCGGGGGCCCAUGUCGCUGGUGAAGCAGCUGGGGGUCACCGAGUUCUCCUACUGCCUGAGAGACCCGCUUAAUUCGUCGAUGAGAAGCCCGCUUUGGUUUGGCGGCAACGCCCAGUCUGCUGCCGGCGGCAAGGACGGCUGGCGGACCACGCCGCUGGUCGAGAUCUCGACGGAGCACAGCAAGCUGCCGGAGUGGGCCAAGAACGACUACUACGUGGAGCUGGACCAGAUAUGCAUAAAUGGUAAGUGCAGCGGGCAGCUCCCACAACAGGACUUCAGCCUUAAACCAAGCCAUGGCGGCAAGGGGCUGAUGCUGGUGGAUUCGGGCAGCACCUACAUGCACCUGGACACCAAUAUCUUCGAGGCGCUCAAGAGCGUCAUGCGUGAGGCGCUGGGUGUCAAUGUGGUCACCAAGGUAAUCACCAAGGGCAAGAGCGAAAUGAACUGUUUCGACGAGACUCCCACUAGUAAGCCAGAUCUGGUGCUCAAGUUCCCCAAAGCCGACAUGAGCAUACCCUGGGCAAGCUAUGUGGAGAAGGGUGAGCAUGGUUUCUGUUUAUACAUUCUGAAAGGCACGUCGAUCCUGGGGAACUUCCAACAGCACAACGUAUCCAUGCUUUAUGACCUCGACAAAAAGGAGCUGUCAUUUAAGAGGGUUGAGGACUGCACAGCAUAA